Macadamia integrifolia is the source of this 915-nucleotide messenger RNA. Its product is annotated as high mobility group B protein 7-like. Lineage: Eukaryota; Viridiplantae; Streptophyta; Magnoliopsida; Proteales; Proteaceae. The record is from RefSeq and is a predicted model, not a curated record. The coding region runs from base 91 to 687 and encodes 198 amino acids. The transcript has 7 exons.
GCUCACCGUGUAAGCUUUUAGUAAUACAGUUCUCUCUUCUUUGAAUUACUCUCAACCCUUCCGUCUCUCUGUAUUCCUGAAAGAGAAGAAAUGGCUGGAUCAACAUCGAAAUCAAAUAAUCCUAAAGCAAGGAAGAGGGUUGAAGUUGAAACGAAUGCGAUGAAGCGUGCAAAGGAUGGAAGCGCUUUCACCAGAUGUGAAGAGUGUAACAAAGAUGUUCCAGUGGUGCUCAUUGACAUGCAUAAUUGUAGCAUUGAGUCUAGGAUCAAGAUGAAGUUAGAGGCACAUGUUGUAGAAAGGGACGCAGAAGCAAAGAAACCAGUAGAAAAGAAAAGGAAAGUUGCAUCAUCCGAACCAAAAGUAAAGAAAAGCAAGCCAGGGAAGAAAGUGAAGGACCCUAAUGCACCCAAGCGCCCUCCAACUGCCUUCUUUCUCUUCAUGGAUGACUUUAGAAAAUCAUACAAGGAAGAGAAUCCAGAUGGAAAGGAUGUUAAAGUGGUUGCAAAAGAAGGUGGUGCUAAAUGGCAAUCCAUGACAGAAGAGGAGAAGAAACCUUAUCUUGAUAAAGUACAAGAGCUGAAGGAAGAGUAUGAAAAGGCUCUGGAAACCUACAAGGAGCAAGAGAAGCAAGAUGAUGCGGAUGAACAAGAGGAACAAGUGGAUCCAGGUUCAGAGAAAGAAGAGUAGAAGAUAUGGAAAAUAGUUUUGGGCCUCAUAUGGAAGGCUUUGUUGUCCUUGUAAAUGUUUGAGUAGGUUUAGAGUAGUGACUAGUAUACUUUGUUUCCUUCUAGUACUCUCUCCAAGGGGGUUAAAGUUUUGGCAUUGACAGUUUAUGAUCUUAAGAAAUGAUCCUCUUGUCCUUCUCCAUUGUAGAAACUUUGGUAAUUGUCUGAAUGGUAACACAGUUUCAAAUCA